Molecule: messenger RNA, 714 nt
Organism: Lactuca sativa (garden lettuce)
Lineage: Eukaryota; Viridiplantae; Streptophyta; Magnoliopsida; Asterales; Asteraceae
Source: RefSeq, a predicted model, not a curated record
ACACACUCUCAAUAACUUCCCUCUGUAAUCAAUUUCACUAUGCUUGAAGCAACCCCCAAAUCGGUCGUCUAAUCGGAUCAUGCGCAAUUGUUUCUUGUUUUUCGGGUCAAGUAAACCCCAAGUAAAGUCCGAAAACGAUCGUCGGAAACCCUUGGUGAUCAUCAAGGAUAACGAUUAUGAUACAGCCGCCGCCGGCGACGAGGUACACAAUCCGACGGCGGCGAUGGCUUUAAUUCUACAAUCGUGGCUCAGUGGUCACAGGUUACGUUACCUGAUUCUCCUUCUCUGUUCUCCUUUACUUAUCCCUUUCAUUUGCGCUAUGUUUCCCUUCCUUUGCGCCGCUGAGGUGUUCGUCCGUCUCUGCCGCCGCCGUCGUCGGUCGAAACCGGCUCCUCCUCAAAAUCCACUGCCGCCGUCGCUGCCGCCGCUACGGCGGCGUGAGAACGAUGUAGAAGGCGGAAUCCAGGUAAAAUCGGAUUUUAGUUUGUUAGAUAGAUAUCUGAAAGAUCAAUUAGAACUUGCUAUUGAGAUUUUAAAUGAAUGUGGAGGUGAUUUAACCUAUGGUUAUGAUUAUAUCGAUGAUUUUGAUAGUAAUCGGAGUAAUUUGUGUUAAAUUGACUUAGAAAUUUGUACAAGGAUCUGUGUUGUUGUUGUUGUUGUGCAUCUGUGACUGGAUUGUAGAUAACUGAUUUCAAUUAUACUUAUUUGAUCAAA